AUGCACGUGCGAUAUUUACAGCACCAGCACCAGGGCACCGUCCAGCUGCUGCUGAUGCCGCUCAGCACCGCCGCCUCGUUCAAAAGCGCCAAAUGGUUGGUUUUCAUAGAAAAUUCUAUUAAUUAUUUCGAUCAUCAGAAAAAGAAGAAUUUUUUUUUUGAAGGAAAAUGAAUUUUUUUUCUUUGAUUUUUACUUGUCAGUCUUUCUCAGGUUUUCUAUGAUAUCUUGCAUUGAGAAAUUUUUUUACCAACAUUUAUUUCAUAUAUCUUUCACAUAUUUUAAAAAUUUCCUAUAAUUUCCUUCAAUUCUCCUCAAUUUCUAAUUCCGAAUCUCACGUUUUGAAAUUUCAGAAUGCAUUUUCAUGCCAAUGUAUCACAGCGGCAUUCCAAAAGAUUAUAUUUGCAGAAUAGGCUCAUUUUUUUUGCUCUUUUUCUGUCCUAUUGAAGAGCCUGAUUGUCCCACGGGGCAUCGAAUUUCGCAGACUCGUCAAAUCUUCAGAAAGAGAUUCUUUUAUAAUUCAUUCUUUCUGAAUAUAACUCCGCAAGUUUUUCAACAGUCAAAUUUUUUUAUCUUACAGGACCGAGGAUGAGGGGGACGUCGAGUGCGAAGCCGUCCCACUGCCAAUUCAAACUUUCCUGUGGCGUCAAACCAAGUAAGUUUCAUUCUUUUAUAUCAUUAUUAGUUUUCAUAUGAUGUGUUUUCGUAGAGUUUUCGAACGAUUGUUCAACAUUUUUUCAUUGUUAUCCCGAUUUAGCGCUUGAGAAACAUGAGAUGAGACUAUUUUAUAUCAAUUUUUCCAAUUAACUUUAGUUUUGGACUUUUGAAAGAAUGGGCCAAGUUUCAGCUUUUUGAAGACUCUUCUCAGUGUUGUAGUUGAGCAGAGCGAACCUAACUUUUUAUAAAAUAGAAAGUUGAGCAGACCAAAAAUUGAGAUAUUUAAAAAAAUAAGCAGACCAAAAAUUGUUGUAUAUGAAAAAUUAAGCAGACCAAAAAUUGUUGUAUUUGAAAAUAAGCAGACCAAAAUUGUUGUAUUUGAAAUUAAGCAGACCAAAAUUGUUGUAUCUGAAAUUGAAAUUGUAGAUAUUGUAUUUCACCUAUUCCUCUUUAGUUUUUUUUGGACUUCUGAAAGAUAGCUUCAGGAUUUUGAACUUUUUUCAGCGUUAUAACUGAGCAGACCAAAAUUGAGAUAUUUAGAAAAGAAAAACAGACCAGAAUUGAGAGGUUUGAAAAUAAGCAGACAAAAAUGGGGUAUCUAAAAUCAAAGCAGACCAAAAUUGAGAUGUUUGAAAAUAAGCAGACCAAAAUUGUUGUAUUUGAAAAUUAAGCAGACCAAAAUUUUUUUAUAGGAAAAUAAGCAGACCAAAAUUGAGAUAUUUGAAAAUAAGCAGACCAAAAUUGGGAUGUUUGAAAAUAAGCAGACCAAAACUGAGAUAUUUGAAAAUAAGCAGACCAAAACUGAGAUAUUUGAAAAUAAGCAGACCAAAAUUGUUGUAUUUGAAAAUUAAGCAGACCAAAAUUUUUUUAUAGGAAAAUAAGCAGACCAAAAUUGAGAUAUUUGAAAAUAAGCAGACCAAAAUUGGGAUGUUUGAAAAUAAGCAGACCAAAACUGACCUGACCUCGUGAAAAACUUUUACUGAAAGCGAUUUUUUCAAAAACAAUGAUUUUUUGCUCAUCGAAUACACUGCAUUGAAGGUCAAUGUACUUUUCGAAAAUUUUGUGCUGAUUUGCUUCCUUUUUCCUACAUUUUUUUUUCUUUUCUCCUAUCUGUCCUUUUCGAGCUUGUUCGUUGCUUUUUUGUCUCGUCCGUUGGUUUUGGGCGACGGACAAGUGGGCAGAAGGGUGAGGGAAACGAGAUGAAAUGGCCCAAAACCAAAUUGUUCACCCUUCUCUCACACUUUAGCGAAAAGGAAAUGCUCAGAAAAGUUUUUUUUUUUCUUCGGCAAGUUAUGAUGACAACUACGAGGUUACAAGUCGACUGAUAAUUUUGGAAGUUUUUUGGAAAAAAAAAGAUAAAUGAAUUAGGUUUCAAUCUGGUUCCUUUUAAAUUUUAUUGCUCAUUUGUGAAUCGAAUGUCGAGUUGGAACCGAAAGCGUUAGGCAGAAGCCGUUGAAAAAUUGCUCGAAUGUUUUUUUUAAGAAAAAAAACUGGAAACAAUAAAUUUGCGAUUUCCUUUAACAUCAGCAAUAUCCAUCCUAGACGACUCCCCAGACGCUUCUGAAAAAAGCAUCAUAAUUCGACCCAUCUCGCUAUUACUAUUUAUUGCCAGAACGACCCUUCAGGGACCACUUAGUUGCUUCAUUUGGCUUUCGCGAGCCGCGUGUAGCAGACUCUCGCGUGUAAUUGGCCCUCUCUCUCGUUUCUCUCUUCAAAACGUUGCAAACAACCCCAAAACCGGUUCUGUUGCGUCUUAUUGCUCAUAUUUAAAGAGCUGAGCCUUUUUUUCACAUGAAAAAAUUUGGAAAUCUUAAAAUGAAAUCCAUGAAACUAGUAAAUGUAUUGUUUCCUCAAGUAAAUCCAUGAAACUAGUAAAAUGUAUUGUUUCCUCAAGUAAAUUAAUUUAAUAUUAUCGAAAAACUAAUUUUUCUUUCCAAGAUGUUGACUUGUUUUGUGUAUUAUGAGAAAAUUUGAAAUUUUGGCGUGAAAUUCGAGUUUUGCGAUGCGGAAAAAACUAGCAAAAGAGAAAUAUGAGAUGUGGGAAUUGCCUUGUCGCCAAUUAUUUUUAUACUAACUUUUCUAUUUCUUACUUUUUGAAGGAAGCUGAAUAGAGAAGUUUUGAAAAAAUAAUAUCACUUCCAAUAUUCUUUUUUUGGUCUGCUUAACAAACAUUUUGGUCUGCUUAACAAAAAUUUUGGUCUGCUUAACAAAAAUUUUUGUCUGCUUAACAAAAAUUUUGGUCUGCUUAACAAGAAUUUUUGGUCUGGUUAAUAAUAAUUUUUGGUCUGCUUAACAAGAGUAUUUGGUCUGCUUAACAAGAGUAUUUUGUCUGCUUAACAAGAAUUUUUGGUCUGCUUAACAAGAAAUUUUGGUCUGGUUAAUAAAAAUUUUUGGUCUGCUUAACAAAAAUUUUUGGUCUGCUUAACAAAAUUUUGGUCUGCUUAACAAAAUUUUGGUCUGCUUAACAAGAAUUUUUGGUCUGCUUAACAAAAAUUUUUGGUCUGCUUAACAAGAAGUUUUGGUCUGCUUAACAAAAAUUUUUGGUCUGCUUAACAAAAUUUUGGUCUGCCUAACAAUAAUUUUUGGUCUGCUUAACAAAAAUUGUAAGGAUGUUUGAAAAAAGGGAGGACAUUUCGAAACUUGGUGAAUAUUUCAACUUUCAGCCCAUUUCUUGGAGCGAAGAUCGGAAAACUCCACGAAGCAUCUUGUGUGGUGAGUUUUGAAAACGUUUUCAUUUUUUUUUACUGAACAUUUUUUUUGAAAUACACGUUGGGGAUCAAAUAAAAACGGAUCUUCUUGAAUAAAAGACGGGUAAAUUGCUCAAUUAAUCCUCGAGUCGCCCUAAACCAAAGAACUACCGCUUCCUCUUGUUGCAAAUAAAAAAGCGGCCCCUCAGCCGAGCUUAUUCGCUUAUUUUUUCGAGGCUUCUCGUCUAAUUACGCGCAAAAAUUGUGCCGAAGGCGAGAGACGAGUUCUGCCUUUUUCGGUUGAAUUUGCAUUUUUUGGCGGGAAUUUGAAUGGCCGCCAAUCCGUGAGAACUUUUUGAGUGUAGCGAAAGCCUCGGAAAUGUCGCCAAACUUUGAAGAUUGAAUAAACUUGUUCAAGGACUUGUUUUGAUUUUUUUUUUGUGACAAAUGAAAUUCAAGCGGAAAAAAAUAAGUGAUGUACUUAUAGAGCAUCUGUAGCCUUGAAUUCUAGUUUCAAGGUAACUGAAAUUUGUUGACAAACUGAUUUUACAGACAUUUGAACGGGUUGUGGUUCAAAAUAUUCUACACGGCCUGUCGCCGUCCCUUUCGGAUGCUUUGGCCAGUGUAUCGAGAUGGAAACUUGUCAGGGCGGCGCUUCCUCAUGUCAUUCAGGUGAGGAGUAAAAAUCACCCAACAAAAAAAUCUUGAAUAAAUAUAAUUUCACUGAUUUUUUUUUGUGAACUACGGUAUCUUAUGUGCGAUCACCGCCUGUUGCACCAUAUGCGUUGAAAAUGACGACUGAAUUUACUAGGAAUGCCUUUAAUUUUUUUUUCGAAUGUUUAUAGCUUAUUCCGCCUCAUCUUGUGACGUAUUUCUUACCUGCUUUGGUUGUUUGAAUAUUUAUCCCAUUUUUGUGACCAAAUUUGAAUUUUUCUUUCACAUUUGUGACUAAAGUAUAUAUAAAAGGUAGUAAGAAUAUCCGAUUUGUUAGAAAUUAGCAUCAUUGUUGGUUCUUUUUCUCAAUAUAAAAAAGUAUUUUCCAUUUCUAUCUGCGACUUGUCACCAAUGCCCUUGAAGCCAAUGAACUCAUUUCUCAAAAUCUUCCUUCGAAGAAAAUUAAAUUUGAUGAAUCAAACGCUCAUUUCUAACCGGAUGAGUAAACGAGGAUUUCACGAAGACGUAUAAAAGUAGCAUUAGUACCUUUUUAAUAUUCCUUCACGGGUAUUUUCUAUUUUUCUAGGCAUUUUCGGUUUCGAAUUUAGAACCAGGUUAAUUUAUAUUUUGUUCAAAACAAUCGUAUGGCUUUUUUAGAACGGAUAAUUGAAACACUAAAUUCUCCAUUUUUCUGUACUUUUGCGAGUAACUCUGUUGUAAAGAUUCAGAUCAUCUGUAUAAAAAUUUCUGAUUUUUGGUCCAAAUAACAUCAAAUUUCAUUUAUUCAGUGCUGCGGAUCACUUCUCGCCGCAAAUGCGGGCCAAAAAUCAUUACCAUCAUCCCUGCAGAAGAUCCUCUACAUCCUCCAUUGGAUGUUGAUCGAUUCGGCAUCAGAAUGUACGGAUUCCAUUAGCACCAAGGUAAGAAAUCGUCAUAUUGACUAAUUUUUUUUGGAUUGGGAUUUUUCAGGACGACAGCCAGAGGGCCACCGGACUUUUUACCAUCUCGGCGGUCCAACUUUUCGUUUACUUGAUCGCUCCGCUGGCCGAAGUUAUCACUGAGGAAGAGGUGGCGCAGAAUAUUCGAUUGGAAAGUGGUCUGAAGAUUUGGCAGGCUUUCUGGCAGGUAGAUUUUGAUAAUUUUGAUAUGAACUCUUACGACAGGUGUAUAGAAAAAAAACGGGAGAAAAGAAAAUUUAAAAAAAAAGUCUUACGGUAGCCUCUAAGUGUGCGUACACGUAUUGCAGUUAUUGCACUGAAUCUUACGACAGUUUCAAUUUUAUUGACUUUUCUUCUUUUAAUCUAAAUUAUGUUUUCCAGUUCCGCCAACCCGACGUCUGGUGCUUCUCGGCGCCAGUGAAACAACGCCGAGACGAGCUACCAAUGGUGACCUUCGUCAAGAAACAAAAUCCCGCUCAAUGUGCCCAAAGUCAAGGAAUUUAUUUAGGUAAUUUCAAAUUCGAUCGACAAAAUAUAAAAAUUCAGUUUAGUUUGUAUAAAAUUGAAAAAAGACUUACAGUAGCCUUCAAGUGUGCGUACACACAAUGCGUACUUGCAUCGAAUCUUACGACAAUUUCAAUUUUCUUGUUUUCUUGAUAACGUUUAGUUUUUCCACACGUUAUUGUUUCUGUGUGUGCUACUUAUCAUUUACUGAUUUAUUUAUCGAACUUUUGCGACAUUCAUGUUGCAGGAGAAGAUGAAAGCAAGCCGAGAAGGCCGUCGAUUGUCCCACCACCAAAGCCACCGCGAACCGAUGCCGCAGUUCUGAACGAGAAACGGAAAAAAGAGGAGGAACGCCUGAAACAGCAGAAGAAUCAACAGAAGAAAGUCUCUGCGAAGAAUGAGUGCGUCAUUUUCUGGGAGAAUUUUAGAAACCACCUAAAUGUUAUGAACUUUUCAUGACCAAUGAAGUAGUCUUAUUAGUAGCCACUUGAAUGGCUAAAACUUAGUGGCCUUUUUAGAUUUCUAAAUGGCACUACUAGGCCACUACAACUACUAUAGUGGUCACUAAGACGCAAAAUGAUGGCUUCCAUAGAGGUAGCUUUAGUUUCUUCUCCAAGUAGUCCUUGAGGAACCUUUUAAGGGGCCACUUGAGUUCUUCUCAGACUUUCUAGUAAAAUGUUCCAGAACUUCUAACGCCCCACCACCACCGACGAAGCCGACAACGAUGACGUCACACCCGACGCCUUCAAAACCGCCGACAUCAUUGGCCGUGGACAAGGCGUCGUCGAUGGUCCGCAGCGUCAGCGAGUACAGGGCGAUUCAGGUCGAUCCGCCUCCGCCCCAAAUUUCCAAGAGCCACACUUCCGACGCCUUUGAUAUCAGUCCGAGUGGGUUUCGCAUCCUUUAUAAAAGAUUUUUUGCGUUUUUUGUAGCUCCUGA
Molecule: messenger RNA, 6376 nt
Organism: Caenorhabditis auriculariae
Lineage: Eukaryota; Metazoa; Nematoda; Chromadorea; Rhabditida; Rhabditidae
Source: the annotation of a GenBank genome assembly